This is a messenger RNA of Rhopilema esculentum, 3006 nucleotides long. Its product is annotated as potassium voltage-gated channel protein Shaw-like. The record is from RefSeq and is a predicted model, not a curated record. Gene Ontology annotation, cellular component: voltage-gated potassium channel complex; membrane. Gene Ontology annotation, biological process: protein homooligomerization; action potential; potassium ion transmembrane transport. NCBI's taxonomy places the organism in Eukaryota, Metazoa, Cnidaria, Scyphozoa, Rhizostomeae, Rhizostomatidae. Gene Ontology annotation, molecular function: protein binding; delayed rectifier potassium channel activity.
GGUUCACAACAAAGCUAUUUCAGCCUGUGAAAAACAGCGCAUAAAUCAAAGAUUCAGUCACGCCGAGGUUGAAUUUUUAAUGGCAUGACCGAUCGAGCAGUAUUUUUGUUGCUUGCGAUAGUUCUUUGUUGAAAAUUUGCAAAUAAUCACUGAUGACAUUCUUAAGCGACGAUCCAACAAUGUGAAGUAAAGGAUUUCAGGAGAAGAUCCGGUAAUGUAGUGGUUUCGAAGCUAAUCGCGGCAAAUCUAUUGUUUAUUUGAUAUCUGACAUCAAAAAUGAGAUGCAUGUUGAUGUUCAGGUACGUCUUAAAUAAUAGCUUGCGAGUCUGGGAAGGAAUUAGAAACACAAACAGUGUUCUUAGAAGUUCUUAGGAUUGAAAUGGUUUGUCCAUUUUAAGUGAGGUAUUCCGUUGCAAGUGAAGAGAAGUGAUUGUGAAGUGUAUGCAGACACACUGCUUUGUUGAUUAUUAUACGGACUUCUUGUGAGGUGGGAGCUAUUGCCUAGGAACUUGCUUAAUCCAGUUUGUAAUUACUGCAUCGAAAUGGAAGCAGGCGAACUGAGCCCUUGUAAGGCUAGUUGUUCUAGAAAGCCGUUAUCAAGAGACCCAAGCAUUUUACAGCAAAACAACUCAAGCAAAAAAGUCAAGAUAAAUGUUGGAGGUCAAGUACACGAAGCAUUUGCAAGCACGUUAAAAAACGUCCCGGAUUCACCGCUAGCUUUGAUUUUGCAAGAGAACUACAAAGACAUGCUCGACUUUGACAAAGAAAAUGGCGAAUUAUUUUUUGAUCGUCACCCGGAAGUCUUUUCUCAAGUGCUGGAUUAUUUUCAAACUGGCAAACUUCACUACCCAAGAAGCAUAUGCGGACCACUGUUCGAGGAAGAGCUUAAGUUUUGGGGCAUUGAAGAGCAACAGAUGGAGACAUGUUGUUGGCACACAUACACCCACCACCGAGUCGCUCAAGACCAUUUGAAAAUAUUCGCAGCUCAGCAAGACGAUGAAGAGGUAAGGUUGCACGAUGCUGAGCUAGGAAGAGCCACAAAAUUUUAUGAUGAUAACAACAACAUUCCAACACAACGCGACACAUUAAAAUACAGAGUUUGGAGGAUUCUUGAUGAGCCAUCGUCUUCUUCAGCGGCUAAGCUCUACGCUUGGUUUUCUCUGACGUUUGUGGUGCUUUCAGUUGUCACUUUCACCAUGUUCACAAUGAAUACUGCACCAAUAUCUCAGAAUCAUUCAGUCAAUGGAACAGUUAUCUCAAACAAAACAGAAUUCAAAAACACGAGCAGUUAUUCAAGAAAAAAUUCCCAAUUAUGGCUGAUGUUUGCACCCAUUGAGCGAUAUGCACAGUGUGGUUCACUCUGGAACUUGCUAUUCGAGUCAUUUUCUGUCCAAGCAAAAGGCAGUUCUUUACAAGCUUAUCUACAAUUAGACGUUUUAGCACUUGUGACGUCAUAUCUAUUAUUGUUUUUGUCAAAUGAGUACCCUGACCUUGGUGGUAUUUUGAACAUGGCACGGUUCUUUCGCAUAACAAAGUUCUUCAGGAUGUUUUACUCGCUGCAAAUUCUUGGUCGUACUCUAAGAGCCAGUGCAUACCACUUCUUGACACUACUGUUCCUCCUUUCAAUCCCAGUGAUAAUGUUUUCCAGUUUGAUGCAUUACAUAGAAAAGAACUGGGGAGGUGAAAAAUCCAAAGUCACCAUGCAGAGUAUUCCAAGGACCCUGUGGUGGGCAAUAAUUACCAUGACAACAGUUGGUUAUGGCGAUGCUGUCCCACAGUCAAUACCAGGACUCUUCGUGGGCGCAGCUGCUGCCAUUAUGGGUGUUAUCAUCUUGUCGCUGACUGGCUCGAUCCUGGGUAGCACAUUUGAACGAUACUACAAUUUGGCACAAACUCAGCUGAGAAUCCCAAAGAAUAGACACAACAAAAUCAGUGUGCCUUUCGAAAGCCUACAUGAAAUGGCUGGCAUGCCUAUACAAGAGAUUUCCAAAUCAAGCAUCAAAUCGUGCAAUACUUAUCUUAGUGGAAGGGAUAGCGGAUACGGUCAUUCUCCAGUUGCAAAGCAAAGAGGUCGUUCCGUAAGCCACCCCCCUAGUAAAAGAAGUGUGACGGGUUAUCAGCGUCGUGGUAGUCUUCAUAUCGACGUGAAAUGACCACAAAGUUUGCUUUGAGAACAAGAUCUUCAACAGGGCCGGUCCCGACUGGAGAUGUAUGAAUCUAUCACUCAACGAUCAAUUAUUCACUAUGAGUUAUUUUUUGAAAAACAUUAUUUUUCGUCGAAUCUUCAUUAUGCAAAUGGCAGUAAAAUUUAUGUUGCAGUGAAGCUAGAAAUCUAUUUAAAACAGACAUUUCUUACCACUACUGAUAUGAUGCACUCAAAGAUUAUCAUAAGAUUAGUAUCCAAUGCAUUAUCAAUUGUACACCUAUGAUGGCGACACAGUAUUUUUUAUAAAGACGGACUAUACGUUGCAAAUGUAUUGAUCAAUUCCCUUAAUCUUCCCUCACAUCCUGAGGGUUUAUGCCAAUAGAUUGUGUGUUGAUGCGAUUUCAAAAGCCUUUCAAACAAAAAGUUUGAACUCGAAUCUCAACAAGUCAUCAAAGAAAACCCUCUAUAUAGAAGUUUCUUUUGUCAUUAAUAUGAAAUCUUUUGUUGCAAGAAGUAUCAAAAUUUGACAAUGAGAGAAAGAACACCGUAAUGCGCAUUUGGAAAGCUGAAAAGACGAUAUGAUUGAACAACAAGCUGCUUAUACCUUAACCCAGCAUUGAGAUCUUCGUCAGAUCUACAAAUUCAAUGUGUAAAAAUUUAUCUAUUUCAAGCAAAUUGACGUCAACCUUCAGCCAAGAACCAGUAUUGCAGCAUUAGAUUAUCUGCUAAGACUAUGAACAAUAUAAAAAGUUUAUGUUUUAAUUCUUGCCUUAUAUUUGGUUAUGGGGGUAUUACAUAUUUAUAUCAUGGGAUUCUCUUGCUGGUUCUUGAUUAUUUUUGAAAAGUUAAAUUAAAAAGUU